Messenger RNA from Penicillium cosmopolitanum, 1848 nucleotides. RefSeq names its product putative YT521-B-like splicing factor. Gene Ontology annotation, cellular component: nucleoplasm. Gene Ontology annotation, biological process: regulation of alternative mRNA splicing, via spliceosome; mRNA splicing, via spliceosome. Lineage: Eukaryota; Fungi; Ascomycota; Eurotiomycetes; Eurotiales; Aspergillaceae. Gene Ontology annotation, molecular function: mRNA binding; N6-methyladenosine-containing RNA reader activity. Bases 1 to 1848 code for a protein of 615 amino acids. The record is from RefSeq and is a predicted model, not a curated record. The transcript is spliced from 5 exons.
AUGGGUGAUGUUUCUUCCGGAACGAUCAACCCAAUCCGAGGGGCUGAUGGGGUACCCCCGGCAUCAGAGCCCGAUGUUUCGAGGCGAACUUCAACACCAGGAAACACAAAGGCUAGCCAGCUCGCUCAACCAGCACCAACACCCAUCAGCUACCCGUCAAGCCCCUCAGGAUUUCCGCCCCAUGGUCGAUAUGCGUCGCCCCAGUCUUCUAUGAACAUGGCCAACAUGGCUUAUGCUCUGCCUGGUCAUCAAUCGACUGGUUCGCCGUUCGAACAACAGCACCAUAUGCAUCACUACCCCGCCACCCACGCCCAGGGGAUGAUGUAUCCCAUGCAAUCAAUGGGACAUUUUCCUGGUCAACCCCCCCGGUGGUGCUGUCCCUUAUGGUGUUCCCUACACUCCAAACUUUCCUCCAUACGCCAUGCCUCAACUCCCGGGUACCACUCAACACGGAGGCCAUUACCCUCCGUUCGUCUCCAACCCAUCGAUGCAGAAUAUGGCUGGGCAUUCCCCUUCCUAUGGGCCGGCGUACCAUAUGGGCCCGGGGCGCUUCCUGUGCCUACUCCAAUGCGACAACCGCCUCGUCAGGGCUCGGCCUCAGGAUCUCGGGGAUCUUCUUCCACAAGUCCUUCGAAGCGGGAUGUGGAUAAGCAGACAGCCGAGGAAUAUGAUGUUUCGAAGACUAUCGUGGAUGGCUCUAACCCAAUGAAGUUGGCAGCGGGUUCGAACGCUUCUGACGCGACUCCCUUAGCAUACACAGCACCUUCGUCGACAAAUCCGCCCCGAGGGCCCCCGCGAAAGCCCAAGCAGUCCGGCCACGCACUCUGGGUUGGAAACCUACCGCCAGGCGCUAGUGUUAUAGAUCUCAAGGACCAUUUCUCGCAAGACGCCACGGACGAUAUUGAGAGUGUGUUUUUGAUCUCGAAGAGCAACUGCGCGUUCGUCAACUACAAAUCUGCUCCCGCUUGUCUCGAUGCAUUAGCGAGAUUCCAUGAUUCGCGCUUCCAUGGCGUACGUCUUGUUUGUCGGCUACGCAAAGGAUUUACAGCUCCCGGAUCUGGCUCUAUUGGCGUUGGUGGUCCGGGGUCACGUUUACAAAAUGAGGAGACUCCCGACCCUCCAAGCGGCGGUGAGGGUAUAGCUACAGAACCAGAGACAGGUCCAGGUCCCCUCCCUUCAACCCAGGAUGAUAAUGCUCGAUCUAUCGACCGAUAUUUCAUUGUGAAGAGUUUGACGGUGGACGAUCUUGAACUCAGCAAGCAGAGUGGUAUCUGGGCGACUCAGACUCAUAAUGAGAUCAGUCUGAACCAAGCCUUUGAAACCACCGAACAUGUCUACCUAAUCUUCUCCGCAAACAAAUCAGGCGAAUACUUCGGCUACGCCCGAAUGCUAUCACCAAUCAGCGACGACGAAGACCUAGCCCUACAAAUUCCCAUCCGACCAGAACCCACCCCAGGCACUACCCCAGCUCCGGAAGAACUAGAAAUGACCCUCACACCCGCGACAUCCAACGCGCCCAAGGGCCGUAUCAUCGACGAUUCAGCCCGCGGCACGAUCUUUUGGGAAGUCGAGUCCCUCGAAGACGAGACGGAUGACGCACGCAGCGAGCGCAGCGUUGAAGGACUCUCUCUCGAGGACGGCGAAGCGGAGGGACAAUCUUUUGGCAAACCCUUUCGUAUUCAGUGGUUAUCUACUGAACGGGUGCCAUUCCAUCGGACGCGGGGUUUGCGGAAUCCGUGGAAUGCGAAUCGAGAGGUUAAGAUUGCGCGGGAUGGGACCGAGAUCGAGCCGACUGUCGGCCGAAAACUCAUUCAGUUGUUCCACUUGCCCUCCGGCUCACAUUCUUGA